AUGAAAGGUAUCGCUCGUUCUUUUGUAUAUUGGCCAGGGAUUGAUGCAGACAUCGAGCGAGUUGCUAAAUCUUGCACGGAAUGUGCCAAACACGCGCAUGCCCCUCCGAAAUCCAGGAAUCAUCACUGGGAGUAUCCCAAGGGGCCAUGGGAACGCGUGCAUAUCGACUACGCCGGUCCCGUAGCAGGCGUGAUGUUGCUUGUCAUUAUGGACGCGUAUAGCAAGUGGCUUGAAGUGAAAAUCACCAACUCUACGACUACUGCAGCGACAAUCGCAAUCUUAGACGAAUUGUUCUCAACGUAUGGUGCUCCAGUUACCAUUGUUUCAGACAACGGUCGCCAGUUCGUUUCUGCUGAAUUCGAAACGUUCCUACAAGUCAGCGACAUCAAAUACCAUAAACUCACGGCGCCGUAUCAUCCUUCGACAAACGGCCAAGCAGAGCGAUAUGUACAAACCAUUAAAAAUGCCUUAAAUACGAUGUCUACUACGCCAGGAUCCAUACAACAGAACAUAAACUCAUUUUUGCAACAGUAUCGGAAGGCUCCUCAUGCGACAACAGGACAACCUCCUGCUCAACUCUUCUUAGGUCGCAAUAUACGAACUCGAUUGGACUUGGUCCGACUCGACGACAUGUACACCAAGAUGAAGGAGAAAUAA
Molecule: messenger RNA, 657 nt
Organism: Mycetomoellerius zeteki
Lineage: Eukaryota; Metazoa; Arthropoda; Insecta; Hymenoptera; Formicidae
Exons: 1
Coding region: 1-657 (218 amino acids)
Biological process (GO): DNA integration
Molecular function (GO): nucleic acid binding
Source: RefSeq, a predicted model, not a curated record